Molecule: messenger RNA, 1272 nt
Organism: Adineta steineri
Lineage: Eukaryota; Metazoa; Rotifera; Eurotatoria; Adinetida; Adinetidae
Source: the annotation of a GenBank genome assembly
AUGUCUUCACAUAUUGGUGUUUCAUGUGAUUUAUGUUUAAAAUCAAAUUUUUCUGGUCGUCGUUAUAAAUGUUUAUCAUGUGAUAAUUAUGAUCUAUGUGGUUUAUGUUAUGAUAAUAAUGUUGAAAGUCAAAAUCAUCUGAAUAAUCAUCCAAUGCAAUGUAUAUUAACAAAAGCAGCAUAUGAAUUAUUUUAUGCAGGUGAAUCAAUUUCAUAUCGAACAAUAGUUUCAUUAACAUGUCCAUAUUGUGGUCAAUCUGGUUUUCUUCUUCAUACACUUUUACGACAUUGUUUAGAAAAACAUUCUAUAAUAUCAUCAGAUACAAAUCAAGUUGUUAUGUGUCCAAUUUGUGUAAUUAAUCCAACACAAAGACAUCAAUCUCGAUUUAUUUCAUUAGCUGAUCAUAUUGUAAGAGAACAUGAUGAGGAACGUACAACCUUAUUUCUAACAGGACGACAUCCAGAUGAUAAAGAAGAUUUUGAUCCAGAUUAUGAAGAUGAAGAAUUACCUUUAUAUAUUCUUGCAGAACGUUUAUUUACUAAAGAAGAAAAUCGUCGUCAGAAACUUGCUCAAACAAUGAUUCAAAAUGAAAAUACAACGUCUCAACGACGUCCUCCUCUUUCAAGACACUCAGCAAUGAGAGGUUCUCGAGGAAAUAUAAGAGGUCAUUUUAAUAACUAUCCAUAUGGAACAGUACCACGAACAACAACUGGAUCAUUUCGUAUUCCUUUUGAUACAAAUAUAGAAAAUUCCAUAUCAUCUGAUCCAUAUACAACUAUUCUUUUUUCGCAAGAUCCUCUAUUUGAUUUUGAUUCGCCGUUUUCUGAUUUAACAGCCAAUCCACCAUUUUUUCUUACAUCAACUGUUUCUACUCAUAUUCCUAGUCUUCAAACUGCAACUUAUGAUCAUGUAAUACAGAAAAAAUCGAAUUUAACAAAUACUAAACAAAAGCAUUCUAAUCAAACACAAUCAUCGAAAAUAUUAACUGAACCAUUGACUUCUGAUGAUCAAUUAUGGCAACAAUAUUUUUCUACUUCAUUGAAUAAUAUAAAUUCAUUACUAGAUACAAAUAAUCAAAUUCAAAAUAAUAAUAAUAAUAAAACUGAUUGUUCAUCAAUAAAUUCAGAGAAUGAUUCUCGUUCGUUACUUGGAAAAAUUCUAAAAAUUGAUUGUAAUAACGAACAAACACGAAUACAUUCAGAACAGGACCAUAUAUCGUUCUUACAAUCAUUACUUCUUUCAUCGAUGAAUAUCAGUAUAAAUAAAGAAUAG